Molecule: messenger RNA, 1176 nt
Organism: Penicillium waksmanii
Lineage: Eukaryota; Fungi; Ascomycota; Eurotiomycetes; Eurotiales; Aspergillaceae
Product: FTR1 family protein
Exons: 3
Coding region: 1-1176 (391 amino acids)
Biological process (GO): iron ion transmembrane transport
Cellular component (GO): high-affinity iron permease complex; plasma membrane
Molecular function (GO): ferrous iron transmembrane transporter activity
Source: RefSeq, a predicted model, not a curated record
AUGGCGGGUAACAAUCCAGUCUUUGCUGUCACCGUCUUCUUCAUUUGCUUCCGAGAAUGUCUCGAGACGACCGUCGUUGUCUCGGUUCUACUCGCCUUCUUGAAGCAGACCUUGGGAGGCGAUGAGGAUCAAACCACCUACAAAAGGCUUGUCAAACAAGUCUGGCUAGGAUGCGGUGUAGGUCUAUUUAUCUGUCUCGCGGUGGGUUGCGGUAUGAUUGGCGCCUUCUAUGGCCUUGGAACCGAUAGCUUUUCGCAGACGGAAGACAUCUGGGAGGGCGUGCUCGGAAUUCUUGCCUCCCUGAUUAUCACCAUCAUGGGCGCGGCGCUACUACGUGUUUCGAAGCUGCAGGACAAAUGGCGCGUCAAGCUUGCGAAAGCCCUUGCACCCCAGAGUGAGGACCCCAAUCUAUCGCGCAAGGGCCGCUUUAAGCGCUGGCUAGAGAAAUAUGCCAUGUUCAUGCUUCCUUUUAUCACCGUCCUGCGCGAGGGUCUGGAAGCCGUUGUCUAUGUCGGUGGUGUUGGCCUUGCGCUUCCAGCAUCUUCUUUCCCACUGGCCGUGUUCUGUGGUCUGGCGGCUGGUAUUUUUGUCGGUUACCUGAUCUAUAGGGGUGGACGAGAGACAUCCAUGCAGAUCUUCCUCAUCAUCUCAACCUGUUUCCUUUACCUCGUCGCCGGUGGUCUAUUCUCGCGCGGAAUUUGGUACUUCCAAAAUAAUACAUGGAACAAGCUGGUUGGCGGUGAUACCUCCGAGACCGGCUCCGGUGCAGGAUCCUACGACAUCCGACAGAGUGUCUGGCAUGUUAACUGCUGCAAUCCCGAACUGGGCGGUGGUGGCGGAUGGGGUAUCUUCAAUGCACUGCUGGGGUGGACCAACUCGGCUACCCUUGGCUCGGUGAUCGGAUACAAUCUAUACUGGAUUUGCGUGAUGGUUGCCUACGCCUGCAUGAUGUAUCGCGAACGUCGGGGUCAUCUGCCAUACAUUGACCCUGCCAUGCAAAAGGUGGCAAGCGUCAAGGCCCGUGGCAGAGCAUUCGUCCUACGACGACCUUAUGAGCCUUACGAGGAAGACACUGGACCUGCUGUGGCCAGAGGGGCUGUUUCGAACGACCUGUUGAGUCAAGAGAAAAAUGCCGGUGCAGAGGUUUCUACCACUGCAAAGCAAGCCGAGGCUUGA